AUGCCCAAUGCUGCCGUCCGGCCGUUCAGCACCGCCAUGCGACUGCGGAUGGCGGCAGAAGACGAGUCGUUUGAUCCCGCGACCAUCGAGCGUGAGUCAGACGAGGUCGACGUCUGCAUCAUCGGCGCCGGCCCCGCGGGCCUCAGCGCCGCCAUCCGGCUGAAGCAGCUGGCCAACGAAGCCGGCAACGAGGACUUCCGGGUGCUGGUGCUGGAGAAGGCCGGCGAGGUGGGCGCGCACAUCCUCUCGGGCGCCGUCAUCCAGCCGUCGGCCAUCAACGAGCUGCUCCCCGACUGGCUGGACGAGUCGAACCCCUCGCGCUUCGAGCACGCGACGCCCGCCGGCACCGACAAGAUGCGCUUCCUCACCAAGACGGCCGCGAUCCCCAUCCCCGCGCCGCCGCAGAUGAACAACCACGGAAACUACAUUGUCAGCCUGAACCAGUUCGUCAAGUGGCUCGGCGAGCGGGCCGAGGAGGUCGGCGUCGAGCUGUACCCCGGCUUCGCCGCCGCCGAGGUCCUCUACAACGCCGACGGCUCGGUCAAGGGCGUGGCUACGAACGAUCUGGGCAUUGGAAGGGACGGCAAGCCCAAGGAUUCGUUUGAGCGCGGCAUGGAGUUCCACGCGCGCGUCACAAUGUUCGGCGAGGGCUGCCACGGCAGCUUGACCAAGAAGGUGGUGAGCAAGUUCGACCUGCGGCGAGACAGCCAGCACCAGACGUACGGCCUGGGCAUCAAGGAGGUCUGGGAGAUUGACCCGGCCAAGUUCGAAAAGGGCCUGAUUGUCCACUCGAUGGGCUACCCCUUGCCCAAGGAGGUCUACGGCGGCUCCUUCAUGUACCACUUUGGCGAGAACCUGGUGAGCCUGGGCUUGGUCGUGUCGCUAGACUACGAGAACCCCUGGAUGUCACCCUACCAGGAGUUCCAAAAGCUGAAGCUCCACCCGCUGUUCAAGAACGUCCUGGAAGGCGGCAAAUGCAUCUCGUACGGCGCCCGCGCCCUCGUUGAGGGCGGCUUCCAGAGCAUCCCCAAGGUGGCCUUCCCCGGCGGCGCCCUGAUCGGCGACUCGGCGGGCUUCGUCAACGUGCCCAAGGUCAAGGGCACGCACAACGCGAUGAAGUCGGGCAUGCUGGCGGCGGAGGCGGCGUGGAACGCGCUCCGCGCGCCCAGCGAGGGCACCGUCUUCCUCUACGACUACGAGGACGCGCUGCGCAAGUCGUCCAUCUGGAAGGAGCUCAAGGAGGUGCGCAACAUGCGGCCGUCGUGGCACAACCCGCUCGGCGUGUACGGCGGCGUGGCCUACUCGGGCCUCGAGGCCUACCUCUUCAAGGGCCGGGUGCCGUGGACCUUUAAGCACGGCAAGCCCGACUACGCGGCCACGAAGCCGGCGGACCGGUUCCCCAAGAUUGAGUACGACAAGCCCGACGGCAAGAUCACCUUUGACAUCCUGACCAGCGUCUCCCGGACGGGGACGAAUCAUGAGGAGGACCAGCCGGUGCACCUGCAGGUCAAGGACUGGGAUGCCCACACGGACAAGGCGUACCCGCCGUUCAAGGGGCUCGAGAACCGCUUCUGCCCGGCGGGAGUGUACGAGUAUGUGGAGGACGAGUCGAAGCCGCACGGCGUGCGAUUCCAGAUUAAUGCGCAAAACUGCAUUCACUGCAAGACGUGCGAUAUCAAGGCUCCCCAGCAGGACAUCAACUGGCAAGUCCCCCAGGGCGGAGAAGGCCCCAAGUACUACAUGACAUGA
Molecule: messenger RNA, 1749 nt
Organism: Trichoderma reesei QM6a
Lineage: Eukaryota; Fungi; Ascomycota; Sordariomycetes; Hypocreales; Hypocreaceae
Exons: 2
Coding region: 1-1749 (582 amino acids)
Biological process (GO): electron transport chain
Cellular component (GO): mitochondrial inner membrane
Molecular function (GO): iron-sulfur cluster binding; electron-transferring-flavoprotein dehydrogenase activity
Source: RefSeq, a predicted model, not a curated record